This is a messenger RNA of Arabis nemorensis, 450 nucleotides long. NCBI's taxonomy places the organism in Eukaryota, Viridiplantae, Streptophyta, Magnoliopsida, Brassicales, Brassicaceae. The record is from the annotation of a GenBank genome assembly.
AUGCUGAAGGCAAAGAACAUAGUUAAAGUAGAUCAGGUGAAGCAAUCAGAUGAGGUCGGCAAGCAAAAGUUGAAGGCGAAGAGGGGACCUAGUGAGAAAGAUGCUUCCCGGAAGCCAAUGCUGAAGGGGAAGAACAUAGUGGUUUCAGGACCUAGUGAGAAAGAUGCUUCACGCAAGCCAAUGUUGAAGGAAGUAAAGAAGUUAAUGUUGAAGGCGAAGAACAAAGAUGAAGUAAAGAAGGUGAAUCAAUCAGAGAAACAAAACCGCAAGCAAAGGUUGAAGGCGGAGAAGGAAGAACUUCGACUGAAAAAGAAGUUAGACGAACUGACUUUGGUGCAAAUGCAUUUCCAAGAAUUGAGAAAUUUGGCUAGAAAGAAACACAAAGAAGAAAUGGAGAAGGAGGAGGACGAGAGGAUGUUCAUGAUUAUCCCUAAAAACGAAGAAGAGUGA